Messenger RNA from Spea bombifrons (plains spadefoot toad), 1973 nucleotides. RefSeq names its product synaptotagmin 4 (gene SYT4). Gene Ontology annotation, biological process: regulation of calcium ion-dependent exocytosis; calcium-ion regulated exocytosis; cellular response to calcium ion. The record is from RefSeq and is a predicted model, not a curated record. Gene Ontology annotation, molecular function: SNARE binding; phosphatidylserine binding; clathrin binding. Bases 119 to 1393 code for a protein of 424 amino acids. Gene Ontology annotation, cellular component: synapse; membrane; axon. NCBI's taxonomy places the organism in Eukaryota, Metazoa, Chordata, Amphibia, Anura, Pelobatidae. The transcript is spliced from 4 exons.
UUCUGAAGAGUAGAUGGUGGGUUAAGAGCAGAGGAGCAGUGAGGACCUUCUGGUUGGGUCUCAGCACCUUGGACAGAGCUCAGCUUCAGCACCUUGGACAGAAGACACAGCAAGAAAAAUGGCUCCAGUCUCAGGCAGCUCUGAGGUUUUGGAUCAAUUCCCCACCAUGGUUGGACUGAUAAGUGCCUUUGGGCUUGUCUUCACUGUGUCUCUGUUUUCCUGGAUCUGCUGCCAGCGUAAAUCGACAAAAUCCAACAAGACCCCUCCGUACAAGUUUGUGCACGUCUUAAAGGGUGUUGACAUCUACCCGGAAAACUUAAACAGCAAAAAGAAAUUUGGAGCGGAUGAAAAGACCGAGUUGUCACCUAAAUCGCUGGUGUCAAAAACUUCUCUCCACCUUGACCUUGAGAAAAGGGACUUGAACGGCAAUUUCCCUAAAGCUAAUAAAGUUAGAAGUUCUCCAGAUCUGGAGGAUUUUUCGCAACCUCAAUUACCAGAAAACGAGAAAGAUUCGAUUUCCCCCGAGAGCAUCAAGUCGAGCACGUCUUUGACAUCUGUGGACAAACCAGAUACACUAGGGACACUUUUCUUCUCGGUAGAGUAUAACUUUGAGAAGAAAGCGUUUGUGGUGAACAUCAAAGAAGCGAAAUCCCUUCCGGCGAUGGAUGAACAGUCCAUGACCUCCGAUCCAUAUAUAAAAAUGACCAUCCUUCCGGAGAAAAAACAUAAAGUUAAAACUAGAGUGUUGAGAAAAACUCUUGACCCAGCCUUCGACGAGACCUUCACGUUCUAUGGAAUUCCUUACAGCCAGGUCCAGGACUUGGUCCUCUACUUUAUGAUCCUGAGCUUUGACAGGUUCUCCAGGGAUGACGUCAUUGGAGAAGUUUAUUUCCCCCUCUCGGGAGUUGAACUGUCUGAUGGGAGAGUCUUAAUGAAUCGGGAAAUAAGCAAAAAAAAUGUUCGGAAAUCAGCAGGACGAGGAGAAUUACUGAUCUCUCUUUGCUACCAGUCUACAACAAACACUUUAACCGUGGUUGUGCUUAAGGCUCGACACCUACCAAAAGCUGACACGUCAGGAUUAUCAGAUCCUUACGUGAAAGUCAAUCUUUACCACGCCAAGAAAAGAAUCUCCAAAAAGAAAACGCACGUCAAGAAAUGCACCCCCAACGCCGUAUUCAACGAACUCUUCGUCUUUGACAUUCCCUGCGAGGGUCUACAAGACAUAAGCGUUGAGUUUCUGGUGAUGGAUUCAGACAGGGGAUCAAGGAACGAGAUUAUCGGUCGAUUAAUUCUCGGAGCCUCCGCCGAUGGAACAGGCGGCGAACACUGGAAGGAAAUUUGCGAACACCCCCGGAGACAAAUUGCCAAGUGGCACAUGUUAUGCGAUGGUUAGAUUCCCUCAAACGAAUGGACCUUAACCACACCCAUAAAUCAUUUUAUCUGCCGUGUAAAAUAAGACGCUUAUAAUUAAUUUUUUUUUUUUAUUAUUUUUUUUUUUUUUUUUUUUUUUUGUGAACACGGAGUCAUCCAAAAAAAGCGAGCAAAAAAAAAAAUAAUAAUAAUUCUGAAAUGGUGUCUGUUACCUUUAUAUAUGUUUAUAUAUGAUAACACGGGGAAGAGCUACGUAACGUUCACUGAGAGAGGUGAAAAUUCGGGAAAAAAAUUCUCUUCGCUGUGUUAUUUAAUUAUUCAAAUGGCAUGGGCAGUGACUUUGUUAAUGUUAGUCGAUUUGGAAGUUCUUGUGUAGCUUUGAACUGUCAUGUAAGCCCUCUCUUAGGACUCUUAAAACCGGUUAAAGGAAUCUACGUCGAUCAACCCAAAGACUCACUAAGUAUAAGGAGCAACCUGCUUUACCAUACCACGUCUCAUGCAUUGUUGUUCUUCUUGUGAAUUGUUGUAUGAACAAUCUGCUGUCUGAAAUUGUGGUUUUAUUAAAUGAUAACUCGGCUAAUACAAAAGAAAAAAAAAAGAAA